This is a messenger RNA of Ziziphus jujuba (common jujube), 516 nucleotides long. Its product is annotated as wax ester synthase/diacylglycerol acyltransferase 4-like. Lineage: Eukaryota; Viridiplantae; Streptophyta; Magnoliopsida; Rosales; Rhamnaceae. The record is from RefSeq and is a predicted model, not a curated record. Gene Ontology annotation, biological process: triglyceride biosynthetic process. Gene Ontology annotation, cellular component: plasma membrane. Gene Ontology annotation, molecular function: long-chain-alcohol O-fatty-acyltransferase activity; diacylglycerol O-acyltransferase activity. The transcript is spliced from 3 exons. The coding region runs from base 1 to 516 and encodes 171 amino acids.
AUGGAUCAUGCUUCUAUUAAUGACAUGAUGAAACUUGAUUCCAAGACACCAUGGGGAAAUCGAUUUGCUUUUUUACAUAUACCAAUUCCCAAAUUCAGAAAUGAUCAAUUUUCAAAUCCAUUGGAUAUUGUUCGGUAUGCCCAAAAAGUAAUCGGGAGAAAGAGAAAAUCUUUAUCUGUUUCCCUCAACGGUAGGCUAUUGGAGAUGGUGAAGAAAUUUAAAGGCUAUGAGGCAGUGGCGGCAGAGUUCAUAUACAGCACGGUAACAAAUGCAGGCAUGGUUAUCUCAAAUAUGAUUGGUCCGGUGGAACAUAUGGCUCUGGCUAAUCAACCUGUUAAGGGCUUAUAUUAUUCCCUGGUUGGGACACCCGAGGACCUGGAUAUAAACAUUGUGAGUUACAUGGGGAAGCUGAGCGUUACCUUUGGAACUAAAGAAGGGCAUAUAGACCAGCAGAAGUUCAAGUCAUGCAUGGAACAAGCUUUUGACACCAUCUUCAAAGCAGCACGAAACUCUUAA